Hemicordylus capensis (graceful crag lizard) is the source of this 6714-nucleotide messenger RNA. RefSeq lists its product as uncharacterized. The coding region runs from base 1295 to 2488 and encodes 397 amino acids. The record is from RefSeq and is a predicted model, not a curated record. The transcript has 2 exons. Lineage: Eukaryota; Metazoa; Chordata; Lepidosauria; Squamata; Cordylidae.
UCUGAGGAAGAAACGGAGUUAUUUAACACACUGUAUGGCCAGUGUGUUAGCCAAAGUUUAAACGCUGUCAAAAGUAUAGAACGGCCUUUCCCUCCUCUGACGGACAUAGUUUGUGUUUAUUCUGCCUGGGUGAGACCCACAUUACUGUGUCCUGUGCACACUGUCAGAAGUUUCUGAGACAAGCAAAAAGAAAUAGGGCAUCUCGUUUACACUUACACCUGUGGAAACAGGCUUUAUCGGCAGAAACUAUGGAGCACUCUGACAGCAGGGCGGUGCCUAAUCAUACUGAAUGGGCUAAAUCAGGUGAGGUGGUGGUGUUGCUGCCCGGAGGGCCUGGGACUCCAUCGGGGACUUCCUCUGCCUCCAAUUUGCUGGUUUCUGGUACGGUGCUAUGUCAAGCCCCUGAGGUGAAUCUGGCUAUCUGUGCGGCCCUGGUUACGAUGGCAGCCCCAGCGGGGCUGGCCGAUGUUCCCGCUGCCCCAACGAAGCACAAGAAAAAGAAGGAUAUGUCCGGUACUACGCCAGCACCGCAGGCAAAGCUGAUGUAGCUUCCAAAGAGCCGGGUAUCAGCGACUCCGAUUGCCGCACAUGCGCGAACUGCCGCCGCUCCGAGGUUUACAGAGCCUUCUACAGAGCUGGCAAAGAAGAAAACAAAGAAGAGGCAUGGCGAGCCCUGUUGGGACCGUUAGGAGAUGGAGCAUCAGGUGGCCGCAGAGAGUCUCUCCCCUCUCCGCUGACAGAGUGCUCUCUUGAAACCAGACAGUAAAACCACCCCCCAAUGACCGCCCUAGAGGGAGACUGCCUAGACGUCAGUGGGGCGCUGAUGACAGCAAUGCUCCUGCUCUGGAGUCUAAUUUUUCAGAAUCGGGCUCGGAACAUUGGGAGUCCGCAUACUCGGCAGAGGACAGUGGGCCCGAUCCCUACAUGCCUAGAGCAUGUGCUUACUCACCUCAUCACUCUAUAAAAUACUACCCGUCAUGUAACUAUGAUGAUACAGACGACAGUGAUCCUGAGGGCAUAGUGUAUAUGGGACAUUAUGGAGACUCAUAUAGAGCCCGGGACUAUCAGGAGCAUUCUGGAACCCCUAUUACAGACCAUCGUUCCUGUUCUGACUCACCAUAUCGGUAUGGGGAAAGGGAGAUCCCACAUUUUAGAAGGGGCCCCCUUCCAUAUAAGAGGUGCUGUUACCCUUCUUCUACCAGAGUGACGCCGAGUGCCUCCCAGGUACACUCCCUACCAGACCGCCGGGCCACGGACAAGGUCUAUUCCCGAUUUCCACCAAUGGCCCCUGUUCAUGAUACGAGUACGUCAGCUAGUGUACCAGCCACGUACAAAGGAGAUAAGCAUGGGUUAUCUUGUGCUCAACCUUCGGGGGGAGGUCAUCCAAACGUCUCUAGAUCCGGUCUGCCCGGUCCCACCUGAAAAGAUUUUGGAGUCCUCCGACUCUUCGUGCAAUUCUGAUCCAGAUUCCAACACUUCCUCCUCUGGUGAAGAUACUGUGGCUCCUAGACGUGACCCACAAGGCAAUGGGGUUGAGCCGUUAUCUCUGUCUGGGAAAUACAAGACCUUUCUAGCUUACGUGUCGAAAAUGGCUGGUGCGCUGGGGAUCCAACUGCAUGAGGUGGCUAAACCAUCUACAAACCCCUUGUUUGAUGUUCUAGAGGAGGGUUCGCCUCAGGUUGUGGCACUCCCUAUGAAUCAGGCCCUCUUGGACAUUGUACAGAGUUUUGGGGGGAAACCAUCAUCUGUCCAGGCAGUUUCUAGAAAGGUGGAUAAUCUAUACAGGAUACGCACAGAGGACACGAUGUUCCUGCAUAAACAUCCAGCGCUGAACUCUAUUGUUGUAGAGGUGGCACAGACAAAAUCUAAGAAUAAGCUUCUGUUUACUGCAGUGGACAGAGAGGGACUCCAGUUAGAUGCUAUCGGAAAAAGAGUGUACUACACCUCUGUGAUGCAGAUGAAAAUUGCAAACUAUCAGGCCUGCAUGUCCAGGUAUAACCUUCUCCUAUGGGAGAAACUAACAGAACACCUGGGAUCACUCCAAGAGACACAACGAGAGGUGAUCCUGUCUUUUCAAAAGGAGGGUUACAAGCGGAGCAAGCAACUCCUGCAUACUUCUAAGCAUACAACAGACUCCGCGGCCAACAACAUUCGUCAGUUAGCUCAACACAUUUAUGGCCAGGUUUGUCACCCGGCAAGGGAUGUCCAAAGAAUGUUAGGUUUAAUGGCCUCCACAACAGCCACAUUACUGACGGCCAGACUCCAUAUGAGACUGCUGCAGCGCUGGUUCCUUGAUGCCUUUUGGGUGUCGAGGGACCACAAUUCCAAAGUAUUGCGGAUCCCAGCUCAGGUACGCAGUACUUUGACUUGGUGGAUGAAUAUUCGGAACCUAGAGCAGUCAACUCCAUUCCAAAGGACUCCUCCGCAGGUCCUAGUGACGACGCCUCAGAGGAUGUUUUGGGUGCGCAUCUUCAAGAUCUUCGCCUGAACGGCCACUGGUCCAAGGAAGAAUCCCUCCACCAUAUAAACUACCUCGAGCUUCCGGCCGCAUUUAAGGCCUUAAAAGGUUUCCUCCCGGAAGUACAAGGCCGUCAUGUACAAAUAAUUACGGACAAAACCACCACCAAGGCCUAUAUCAACAGACAAGGGGGGACUGGAUCUUGGUCUUUGCUAGCUCUGUCUCUCGACCUAUGGCAUUGGGCCUUAGGCCAUCAGAUGGUCCUUUCCUCUAUUCACGUCAAAGGUUUAGACAAUUUCCUGGCCGACUCCUUAAGCCGCUCAAACAACGUGCCUCACGAAUGGAGAUUGGACCCAGAUGUCCUACAUACCAUCUUCACGCACUGGGGGAUUCCCGAUGUAGAUCUCUUCACAAGUGAGGACAACCGACAGUGCCGACACUUUCACUCCAGAGCGGGAGUUGGGAACGGAUCACUGGGAGACGCCUUCACGACUACCUGGUCCGGGAAAUUCCUGUAUCUAUUUCCUCCAAUCCCUCUUCUUCCGCAGGUUCUCCAGAAACUAGACCUAGACUCUGCAGACGGCAUUCUGAUAGCUCCGUGGUGGCCACGUCGUCCGUGGUUCCCACGUCUCCAGGACCUGUUGGGGCCUGUUCAUACGUCUUCCCCUCCUACCAUCGCUUCUGUCACUGCAGGGUGGUCAGAUUAUCUAUCCAGACGUAUAGAUGUUGUGCCUGACGGCGUGGAGAAUCCAGCCGUCUGGUCACCAGAAUUGACAGAGGUGUUGGCGGCUAGCAGGAAGCCAUUGACAAGGAAGUCAUAUGCAGCAAAAUGGAAACAUUUUACAGAAUUUUAAAAUUUGCCGAAUCCAACGCGUACCAAUCUGGCAGUGGUGCUUGCCUAUCUUUUAGAGCUAAAAAAGUCAGGACUCGCUCUAUCCUUGGUUAGAGUCCAUUUAGCGGCCAUCUCAGCUUACCGUGAGAUUGCUGCCCAGGGCCCCUCAUUGUUUACUUUGAGGGAAGUUAAGCAAUUCUUAAAGGGUUUAGCUCACCUGCACCCUGAUACACCCUUGAUUACAUCUUCCUGGGACUUGCAGUGUGUGCUAAAGGCACUAAUGGGUAAACCGUUUGAACCAAUGGCGACCUGUGACCUAAGACUACUGACUCUUAAGACAGCCGUCCUUGUCACUAUCACAUCGGUCAGGAGGGUGGGAGAAUUGUGGGCUUUACAAUGUGAUCCCCCUUUCCUAUUGUUUCAAAGGGAGAUCCUCUGGGAGCGCUCCAUAGCAGCGAGCACUCCAAAAAGGCAGAAGAGCGGCAAGUGGAGAAGGAGAGAAAUGAGGAGGCUUUUUUUUUUUAAGCAAACACAAAGCGUAAUAGCAGGGGGAAGGAAGGCUGACAAGAAACAAACAGGCUUACGAAGAUAGAGAGCAAAAAAACAGAGAGAGAAGAAACUGAAAGAGUUCUACCUAGAGCCAACGCAGGACUAAAAGAACUGCAGGUUGCUUACCUGUAACUGGAGUUCUUCUUGUGGUCAUCUGUCCAGUCACACAGAUGGGCUUCCACGCAAUGUGAGAAACAUCUGGGAAAAAACCUCACAAGCUAAUAAAACUUUCUUCCUUCAUGCUAAGUAGGUAGCUAGGCCCCACCUCCAGUACACCUAGGUCAUGUGACCCUCUCCCCCUCCUCAGUUCCAUAGUCAGCCGGGGCAGGCUGGGUGUGUGUGUGACUGGACAGACGACCACAAGAACUCCAGUUACAGCAAUUCAGGAACUUGAGGUUCAGGACUGCCCGCAGGGAGCCGUCCUUCUUGGGAACCAUGAACAAGAUAGAAUAGAUCCCACUGCAUAUAAUAGAAGCAGGGACGAGUUACAGGUAAGCAACCUGCUGUUUUUCUAAGUGGUCUCUGUCCAUCACACAGAUGGGCGCAUAGCAAGCUAUAAUUGUGGAGGAGGGGCAGUGACUGUUGCUGGUGUCUAUCUUGGUGUUUGUUUGUUUUUAGAAUGUGAGCCCUUUGGGGACAGGGAUCCAUCUUAUUUAUUUAUUAUUUCUCUGUGUAAACCACCCUGCUAAAUAAAGAGAAUCACCAUGGUAAAAGGUGCCUCUUUGCCCAGUUAGCAGGGGAUAUGAGGCUUGCCCAGUUAGCAAGUAGAUAUGAGGCUUCCUGCUGGAAGGAGUAAAAUUGUUGUUGUAGUUGUAAACUGCCCAGAGACUUGUGUUUUGUGUGGUGUACAAACAUGUUAAAUAAAUAAAAUAAAACUUGUUAGUCACCACCAAUGAUUUUCUGCUGGAUGUGGGCAGUUGCCAGUCAUGUUUAACAGCCUCUAUGAAUGAUUCUGGAAGGGGCAGUGAAAGGUCAUUGCUUUUGGGUUUGGGGAACACCAACACGCUUUUUGUAAGUGGUUGGGGAUCCUCGGGGGUGGAGAGUCUGCAGACCCAGGGUGGAAAUGGUCCUUGUCAUUAAUGGUGCAAAAUCAGGUAGUUAGAACAGUCUUUGGGAAUACCAUAUUGUCUAGGUUCUGUCCAUCAGGCCAUUCCCCGUCUUUCUUACCAGUGGGAUCACUGUCUGGGUCUCCUGGGGUGUCAUAAGUGUUCAUGUGCUCAAGCAGAUGAUAGGAGCCAGAUUGAGAGGUGUUUUGUUUGGGGCCACUGGAGGGGACUUCUGGGAUCAGGGGAUUCAGGCUCUGAGAGUUCCAAAGAGUGAAUACUGCCCUCCCACUGGUUAGAGACCUGUGGCAUUUUGGACUUUUUUUUCUUUGAAUUUUUGGUGUGUUUACAUUUUUGCUCAGAUUUUUUUUUAGGGGAGGGCUGCUUAGGCUCCAAGAAAGAUGAUGCUUGAAAACAUAUAUAAAAUACAUAGAACGCUUCAGAUCAACAAAAUCACUGUUUGUCUCAUUUCUACCUCGAAACACGGGACAACCGGCUUUUCUGGAUAUGAUCGCGAGGUGGAUCAAGGCCUGUUUUAGCCGUGGCCACGAAUCUCAAAACUUUGUUCUCCUACUCGCCUGCUCCACCAGAGCGGUGUCUACGUCUGCUGCAUUCUCCACGAAUGCUCUGGUUCAUGAAAUAUGCAGGGCAGCCACUUAGGGGGCCCUCUCUAAAUUUACCAGACAUUAUAGCAUGAAUGGUUAUGUCUCAGUGCAAGCAGCAUUGGGUAGAAUGAUACUCCAGCACGUUCUUCCUCCUGAGAAGGCAUGGGUGCUCCCGCCUGAACUUGUGGAUAGGGCUGUGUUAUGUCCCAUUCUGAGAUGUCCUCUGAGCCGGCAGCAGAAAUCGGAGCAUUGGUCACUUACUGUGAAGGCUGCGUCUUGCUGCUGGAUCCAUGGAAAACUCGACCCUCCUGGCAGGGCACCUACGUCUAUUUUUCAGGAUGCUCUUCACCUAGCUGAGUUUCCCCCCACACGAUUAAUUUUGGGCACUGCUUGUGCUCAUCUAUCAGUUCUUAAUGUUACCUUUGCUUCUUGUUAGUUCUCUGUGUUCUCUCAGGUUCCUAUUCCACUUCUUGGCCUUAAAGAACUGGGAGGGGUUAUCCUCCCCAGGCUCUUAAAGGUGCUUCAACUAAUUUGCAUAGUCCUGCCUUCUAUCCAUGUGGAGAGGAUAACAGGGCCACAUGUAGAGGAUAACGCGGGGCAGGGCCUUCUCUGUUGCUGCCCCCAGACUCUGGAAUGCUCUCCCAGUGGCUAUUGACUCCUCUGUCUCCAUCACACUUUUUAGAAAGCGUGUUAAAUCUUGGCUUUUUACCCAGGCUUUUAUAUGAUUGUCUCUACUGCUGCUUCUUUGUAUUUUGUACAGUUUUUAUGCUUGUAUUUUAAAUCUUUUUAGUCAGAUUUGUUUUAUAUUUUAGUUUAAUAUUUUAAUCAUGUCAUUUUUAUAGUCUUGUUUUUAAUUUUUGUGUAAACCACCUUGGGAUUGUUUUAAUGAAAGGUGGUAUAUAAAUUUAACAAUAAAUAAACCCAUUCUUAGAGGUCCUCUGAUCCAGCAGCAAGACGUAGUCUUCAUGGUAAAUGACCAAAGCUCAGUUUACUGCUCUCAGUUGAAUCUGGUAUACUUCUGAUGGAAGAGAAUUUCACAGGCAGUUAGCUGCAGUUCCAUUUAUGGUAACCAAGACUAUUCAUUAUACCUCCAGCAUAUGCGGAGGUACAUAUGGGUGAAGAUUCUUAUAUGGGUUGGAUAAGUGGAAGAGAUGUGUUCCUUGCCCAGUCUUUCAUGCAGGGGAUGUACAGGUAGAUCGAUGUGAGAGCAGCACCCUUGACGGCCUC